AUGGCGAACGGCACGACCGCUUCUUCCGGGCUGUCCUUCCCACGAGAGACCUUUGCCAAACUCACUCCAGGCCCAUAUCUGCAUGCGCAUCUCAAGCAGCCAAGCUCAAUCCGCCCCAAUGGACGCCAACUCGACGAACACAGAAUACCAACAGUCAAUGCUGGCUCUCUGACCCACAGCAACGGCAGCGCAGUCGUUCGGUGUGGCGAUACUGCCAUUGUCUGCGGUGUCCGCGCUGAGAUCCUGCUGGCAUCCGACCUUCCUCACCCGCCACCCGACGAUCUAGAUGACGAUGACCUCGUCGAGCACCUUGGAAUACUGGUGCCGAACGUCGAACUGAGUACUGGGUGCUCACCGGCGCAUCUGCCCGGAAAUCCGCCUGGUCCUCUUGCACAGUCACUCACUUAUCGCAUCCUGGCCCUUCUCCAUAGCUCCGACAUCAUAGACCCCAACGACUUGAGGAUCAAACACCUUGAGGCGAACACGGAUGAAGACCUACCCGACGAAGGACCGCGACAGGUGACGAAGGCGUACUGGGUACUCUACAUUGACAUUCUGGCCAUUGCGCUGGAUGGUAACGCAAUCGACACGGCGUGGACUGCGACUAUGGCGGCUUUUCAAAACACAAUUCUACCAAAGGCGCACUGGGAUCAGGAUCGUGAGAUGAUCGUGUGCUCUCCACGUCUGGCAGAAGCGACUGGAUUGCGGCUCCGGGACAUGCCUGUUGCUUCCACUUCUGCCAUCUUCACGACCGCUUCUCCUCUCAAGAGUGGAGACCAGGCGGAGAGCUGGGUCUUGGCCGACCCGGACGGCUUUGAAGAGGACGUGUGUGCCGAAACCCUGACGGUCGUGCUAGUUUCGAGGCGUGAUGGGACUAAGAGUUUGUUGAGGGUUGAGAAGAGUGGCGGGGCGGUAGUAACCACAGAUCUGCUGGCGAGAUACUAUCAAUACUGGGUGACGAGUGAGGCUCAUUCUGCUUUGGCAUAA
Molecule: messenger RNA, 987 nt
Organism: Saxophila tyrrhenica
Lineage: Eukaryota; Fungi; Ascomycota; Dothideomycetes; Mycosphaerellales; Extremaceae
Exons: 2
Coding region: 1-987 (328 amino acids)
Biological process (GO): TRAMP-dependent tRNA surveillance pathway; nuclear mRNA surveillance; nuclear polyadenylation-dependent rRNA catabolic process
Cellular component (GO): cytoplasmic exosome (RNase complex); nuclear exosome (RNase complex)
Molecular function (GO): mRNA 3'-UTR AU-rich region binding
Source: RefSeq, a predicted model, not a curated record